This is a messenger RNA of Panicum hallii, 4034 nucleotides long. RefSeq names its product pentatricopeptide repeat-containing protein At4g01570. The transcript is spliced from 2 exons. The record is from RefSeq and is a predicted model, not a curated record. Bases 220 to 2532 code for a protein of 770 amino acids. Gene Ontology annotation, molecular function: protein binding. Lineage: Eukaryota; Viridiplantae; Streptophyta; Magnoliopsida; Poales; Poaceae.
GAACGCCUGGUCCGCCGGCCGGCGCCGCCCGCCGUGGGUCGUGGUUUCGUGGAGCCGAGCCGCCUCGGCGAUCCCCACUCCAUCGUGCCACUCUUCAAAGCCGCAACGCCCUCAUCUCAGUGCCGGACUGCCGGUACGCGCGCGGCCCUGCGCGCGGAGAAACCCACCUGAGAGCGCGGCCGUCGCUGGCAGCGAAGCACGCCCCGCGUGGCAGCAGGCAUGCCGCCCGGGCUGGCCUUUCCCAUCCGCGGCCGCCGGCUCUCGACCGCAGCCGCCGCCACGCCGCUCUCCAGCCUCACCGACGCGCUCCUAGCCACCAGCCUCGCGACCCACCUCCUCGCCACGCCGCACCUGCCCGCCGCGCUGCUGCCCUCGGCGCCGCUGCCGCUCCCUGUCCACCUCCACAUCCUCCGCCACCCGGCGCUCCCGCCGGCCUCCAAGCUCUCCUUCUUCCUCGCCGCCACGCCGCCGGCAUCCCCGCUCCUCGCCUCCACCUUCCCCGCCCUCCUCCGCGCGCUCGCCGCGGGCUCCCCGCCGCUCCUCGACGAGCUCCUCCCGUUCGCGCUCUCCUGCCCGUCCCCUGCCGCCCUCCUUCCCGCGCUGCUCGCGUCGCUCCUCUCCGCCUCCCGCCUCGACGCCGCGCUAGCCCUCUUGGACGCCGCGCCGCCCGACCUCCUCCCCCGCCUCGCCGCCGCUGCUCUCCCUUCCCUCAUAGCCUCCCCGGACAUUAUCGCGGCCGUCCCCGCCAUCCGCAGGCUACUUCCCAUCGCCUCCCACCCACCGCCCGUCCGGGCCACGAACCGCCUCAUUCUCGCCUUGUCAAAGGAGAACCUCUGCGAUGACUUCCGCCAUGUGUUCGACGAAAUGUCGAGGAGGGGCCUCCCGUCGAAUGUAAGGUUCUACAACAUUUGCAUCCACGCGUUUGGCAAGUGGAGGCAGCUGGAUAUAUCGCUGAGGCUUUUCGCAGCAAUGAAGGCUGCCACUCCUCCUGUUGUGCCGGACAUAUGCACGUAUAAUUCGGUCAUCCGGGCGCUUGUGGUUGGUGGGCGGAUUACUGAUGCUUUGGUGACCUUCGACGAAAUGAAGUCUUCUGGAAUUGAGCCUGAUGUGUUCACUUAUCGAGCAAUCAUGAAUGGGUGCUGCAAGAGUUUUCGGAUGGAUGAUGCAUUGCGUGUGUUUCAGGAGAUGCGGGGCAGCAGUGGGGUGAGUGAUGUUGUUGUGUACAAUUCGCUUCUCAAUGGUCUGUUUAAAGCGAAGAAGCUUGAUGAGGCAUGUGGAUUUUUUGAGACAAUGGUGGCAGAUGGAAUCCAAUGCUCAGCGAGCACACACAACACUGUGAUCGAUGGGCUGUUCAAGAAUGGGAGGGCAGAAGCAGCAUGCCGGCUGUUUUAUGAGCUAAGAAGGAAAGGACAACUGUUGGAUGGCAUUGCUUAUAGUAUCAUGGUGCGGGAGUUCUGCAAGGAGGGGGUGGGGGAACAAGUUGCAGAGGCCCUAGAGUUGGUGAAGGAGAUGGAGCAGCAGGGCUUUGUUGUUGAUUUGGUUACCAUAACAUCGUUGCUCAUAGGUUUUAACAAGAGUAAACGUUGGGACCUGGAAGAACAAAUAGUAAAGUUUAUAAGGGAUGGCUCUGUAUUGCCGGAUGUCAUCCGGUGGAAAUCAAACAUGAUGGUUGCCUUGAGAGGCCCUCAGGACAGGGCAAAAGAUGGGAUGCCAAUGUUUUCCUUUGAUGGUAAUAUGGAUGACGUGAUGAGUUUGGUUGAUCCUGUAGGACGUACUGAUAUUGAUGAAGGACCCCCAAAUAAUGAUCCCAAGGAUGAUUGGUCAUUGUCACCACACUUGGAUCAUCUUGCUAAACGUGCUGACAGUUUGAACAGCUCUGAUAUAUUUACAAUGCACAGAGGGCAGCGGGUGCAAGGUAUGGGGGGCAAAACUUUUGAUGCUGACAUGAUCAAUACAUACUUGUCAAUUUUUUUAGCCAAAGGUAAGUUGAGUGUAGCUUGCAAGUUAUUUGAGAUCUUUACAAAUCUAGGAAACAAAGGGACAAGCUAUACAUACAAUUCACUGAUGACCUCAUUUGUCAAGAAGGGAUAUUUGAAACAGGUGUGGGCAAUUCUUCAUGAGAGGGGCGGACAGCUCUGCCCUAAUGAUGUAGCAACAUAUAAUCUAAUCAUUCAGGGUCUCGGCCAGAUGGGAAAAGCAGAGGUUGCUAGCACAAUUAUUGACCGGUUGUCGAAGAAAGGUGUUUACAUGGACAUUGUGAUGUAUAACACACUGAUAAAUCAGUUUGGGAAGGUUGGGAAGGUUGAAGAAGCAAGCUGUUUGUUUGAGCAGAUAAUCAGAAGUGGCAUGAAGCCAGAUGUUGUCACUUUUAAUACAUUGAUUAAUAUUAAUGCAAAAGCUGGUAGAUUAAAGGAAGCUGACAAGUACUUGAGGAGGAUGAUUACAGAAGGCAUUGCGCCAAACCAUGCCACAGAAACAAUAUUGGAUUUCCUUCAUAAGGAGAUUGAAAAGAAAAGGCAGCAGGACGAAUGAACUAUAGCAAUAAAAUAUGAACAAAAACAGUGCCAUAACUUCUGUUUUUGUAUGGAUCAUUCGAAGGCAUGUUCUUUCUAUAUUCAAACUGAAAAACUGCAAUACAAAUCACGAUUAUUGUUAUAAAACAUUUGGUACUAAUACAGUUCAGAAGGCUUGGCUGAACCACACUACUGGAGUGAUAAUCAUUUUCAGUAUGCUCACUGAUAUUCCUGCUUUUAUCAAGAAGGAAGAUGUCUGAUGUCUUGACAGUUUAGAGAAAUUACUGCAGGCUUCAUGUAAACAUGCUCAGAUGAUUAGGCAGCCUGUUGUCCAAAUGACAUGUCAAAUGCCACAAACUGCAUUAAUUGCAUCGAAUGGGAUCUUCCAGUACCACAUCUCAUAUCCAGAGUUGAUUUAAACUGCCAUGAGGUAAAUCUUGCAGUAUGCAAUUAAUUUUUUCCUUAAAUUUUUGGUUCAUUAUCGUUGGAGUUUUGUAUCCAAUAGAUGUUAGAUGGAUGAAAUUGCAGCAAUGUGCUCCCUCCGUUCCAAAUUAUAGAUCGUUUUAGCUUUUCUAGGUACAUAGUUUUUGCUAUGCACCUAGAUAUACACCUAUGUCUAGAUGCAUAGAAAAAAUUAUGCACCUAGAAAUGCCAAAAUGACCUAUAAUUUGGAACGGAGAGAGUAUAACUGUAUAACUAUAAUUACUAAUCACAAUUGUCUAUUGCAAAGUCAUUGUUAAGAAUGAAUUCCUAGAGUAUUGGAUAGUUGAAGUAUUCGGUAGGUACCUGUAGAUACUUCUGUUUUUUUUUUCUUUUCCCUUGUGUGAACUUUGGUGUUGCACAGACUCAGUCAUGCUCUCAUUUGUCUCUACAAGUGAUAUGUUGGGAGAUAUUGAUAGUUUUAGUUAUGUUGCAGUACGAGUUUCAAUUUUCUUCAGAUCAUUGUUUAAUUCAGUCGUUGAAUUCGUUUGCUCCCUUUUUUUGACAUGAAUAUGCUAUCAGUAUACAUGUGUCAACCAAAUGUUUGAAAUACGUUAUCCUACCUAUGCAUUCUUCUUCUGAACCAACAGAGCAAUCUUGGCUUCUCUUGUCAAACCCAUGGUAGCAAGUGCGACCUUUUUUUUUCCAAAUUUGCAACUUCCAGACUUUUAAGCACAGGAAACUGAGUCACAGAGCCAGAUCACUAUGAGCACAGGACUUUUAAGCUCAGGAAGAUCGAUGCUGGACAUCUUGUUGAAAAAGGCCCAUUCAAUCCUGUGACUCUGAAGCCAGUAUAAAAAGAUGCAUCCUUUCAGAAGUAGCAAUUCUGGUUAGGAGAAAUAUUUAAGAAUAACAUUGAACACAGCAUUAUUGCUCAUCAUUACUCUGUUUCAGUGUAUGCAGUGAUACAUUUGAUAUCCGUCACAUGAUUAUGUUCCUGUACCUAGGAUACUGAAGCAAUUAGUGUUCUAUAUCUGUAUGAAGUUUACUGACAUAAGGAGCUUGGCAAACGAAAUUUGUUAAGAAUUUUGGUCCAUAUUU